Molecule: messenger RNA, 2499 nt
Organism: Coregonus clupeaformis (lake whitefish)
Lineage: Eukaryota; Metazoa; Chordata; Actinopteri; Salmoniformes; Salmonidae
Product: 5'(3')-deoxyribonucleotidase, mitochondrial-like
Exons: 5
Coding region: 669-1361 (230 amino acids)
Biological process (GO): pyrimidine deoxyribonucleotide catabolic process
Molecular function (GO): 5'-nucleotidase activity
Source: RefSeq, a predicted model, not a curated record
CCGGGGAUCGAACUCACUACCCUGGCGUUACAAGCGCCGUGCUCUACCAGCUGAGCUACAGAGGACCAAUGUAAAAAGUUAAAUGUUGUUGACGUUUUCCCUUUCACUCGCCAUGGUACAAGUUUGCCUCUGUCUUUUUAAAACCCACUGAGAAACUGAGGACACGUGCGUUUCUCGUUUCACGACAUUGUCUUUGACUGCAGGAUUUUGUACAGUAGGCGACACUAAUGAGAGUAUUUGGACCAAAUUUCACAGCUGCUGUGCGGCUGGUAAGGGUUGUGAGAUGCGACAGUAACUGCUGUAGAACCAGUCCAUACUGAUAAUAGUCGUAAACAAGUCCAAAUACAGUGCUGAAAGAAAAGGCUUAGGUCAAAUUUGACCCUGUGCGCUAAUCAACACACCGGUAGUGCUAACGUUAGCUAGCUUGCUGGCUAAUGCUAUGCAGCACAAGUGCCAUAGCCUGACCAAUUGUAAUAAAGGUUAAAACCAUAUAUUUUUUUGUUAGUUACAUAUUAGCAACGUCCCCCAAAAAGUGUUUGUUUAAAUAGCACCCCAUCAGUAUUAGGAAUAACACAUUGCAUUUUUUGAUUCUGGAGUUUCGAAUACUUAUCUCGCGCAUCGGGAGUCUUCGUUGGAUCACGGACAGAAAUCAGCGAGGCAAGUAAAUAAUGUCAUUACUGCCUCGGAUAGUAACGUUACGCCUACUCGGCAGAGAGAGGACCUUACUCCAUGACCAGUUCAAGUGUAUUUCCGCGAAGAUGUCUUCUUCCUCUGGUAAGAGACUUCGGGUGCUGGUGGACAUGGAUGGCGUCAUUGCAGACUUCGAAGGGGGAUUCCUGAAGAAAUACCGGGCCAGGUACCCCAACGAACCGUACAUCGCCCUGGAGGACAGACGAGGAUUCUGGGUGUCGUCUCAGUAUGGGAGCUUGAGGAGUGACCUGUGUGAGAAGGCCAUCAGCAUUUGGCAGUCAAAGGACUUCUUUAAAGAGCUGGAGCCCCUUCCUGGAGGAGUGCAGGCGGUCAAGGAGAUGGCUAAAAUGGAGAACACAGAUGUCUUUGUUUGCACCAGCCCUAUAAAACAUUAUAUACACUGCCCAUAUGAGAAGUAUGCCUGGAUAGAGAAGCACCUGGGCUAUGAUUUCUUGGACCAGAUCAUCCUAACCAGAGACAAGACUGUGGUGACUGGGGACAUCCUCAUAGAUGACAAGCCAGACAUUCUCGGUGUAGAGCCUAACCCAACCUGGGAGCACAUCCUAUUCACUGCCUGCCACAACAAGCACAUACUCCCCAGCUCCAACCACCGCCGCCUGCUCUCCUGGGCAGAUGACUGGAGGAGCAUCCUGGAGGGCAAGAGGCUCUGAGCCCCCCUCAUACACACGUCAACUUCCCCUUCUCCACCCUGAUGACCUACACUGUAUUGGGGUUCAAAGGGUGAAUACCUCCACUAAAACACCACAGUCAAUCUCCAACUUGAAGUUUAGGGGUCUAUUGUACCUUAUUUUGCCAAUGUCAGAGAAAAUCCAUCUGUUUGACCACUAGGGGGCACACACAGACUGAAGCAUGAGGUAGAAAUACUGAAAAUGAUUGCAGUGAAAGACCAGCAACAAUAUUGAGUAGAGAGUAAAUGCGGAGUUUACUGUUUUGACUCACUCUUUAUAGUUGUAUAAGAAUCUAUUAUCAGUUGUUCCUUCUACAUAUUUUGUUUGUAUGUUGACCAGGACAUUGGCCUGAGGGCCAUACAGUUUUGUUUCACAUGUACUGGAUAGGAGUGACUCCAUUUUGUAAAUGUUGUGUUACACCAUUGUGCCAACAUCGAUCAAAUUGUAGGCCAUAUAUAUUCUUUCUCAACUUAGUUUAGGUAGAUUUCUUAAGUGUUUUAAAGCAUCCACCAAUCCACAGGCACGUAUUGAGAAUGACAGAUAUGACUAGUUUGCAAGAUAUAAACUUAAUGUCUAUGGAUUUAAAACACAGAUUUAGAAAAAGUGACUAUACUUUAAUUUAUUUAAAAAAUAAUUAUAUAUCAAAUGUAUUAUAACGACAUGCUAAACCUUCCUAUUUUAUUUCAAAUUGUAACAUUACGUAUCCUAUUUGCAUUAGUCUUAUGUGUCUUAUUGUUUGAGACAAGAAAAUGGUUGACUGAAAAAAAGCUAAUUACAUAGUCCACCUUAACCUCAAAGUAUCCAACACACACUGCUGUGAAUAUGGUCGAGCUCUUCCAUCAAAACAAAUGUAUUUCUCUUCAUAAGUGUCUUUACAGGCCUUACAGUACAUUCACAAGCAACCUAACGUAGCAGGCGUAGAAAGACACCUGAGCGGAGUCCCCACGUUGUUCAGGGGAAACGGAAGUUCGGUUGAAAAUACUGUAACACUGAAAACCAGAAACAUCCACUUUCUGCUGACUCUGCGGAGAGUGUUCACAAAGUGUUACAGUGCCUUGCAAAAGUAUUCAUCCCCCUUGGCGUUUUUCCUAUUUUCCUAUGCAUUACAACCUGUAAUUUA